Molecule: messenger RNA, 2786 nt
Organism: Ahaetulla prasina
Lineage: Eukaryota; Metazoa; Chordata; Lepidosauria; Squamata; Colubridae
Gene: RAB19
Product: RAB19, member RAS oncogene family
Exons: 4
Coding region: 216-860 (214 amino acids)
Molecular function (GO): GTP binding; GTPase activity
Source: RefSeq, a predicted model, not a curated record
UGGUAACGUCUCUUUUAUAUGCGGUGUUUCUUUUUAAAAAAAAAACAAGGUUUGAGUGGGUCAGGUUCAUGUCACCAGCAGGAAACCGAAAGACGUUGAAUUUAUGAACUACAUUUCCCAUCAGGCGGUAAGAAAACUAGAAAAGGUGGGAGGAGAAUAGAAAGAAAGCUGUACCUGUUCAUGCAGGGCCAAAGUUCUCAAAACUCUAGAAUAUCAUGGCUUUCACCAAUGCAGAGAUGGAUGAUGCGUUUGACUACCUGUUCAAGAUCAUUCUGAUUGGAGACUCAAAUGUAGGGAAAACAUGUGUGGUCCAUCGCUUCAAGUCUGGACAAUACCAUACCAAGCAGCAAAACACUAUUGGGGUUGACUUUACAGUGCGUUCCCUGGAAAUUGAUGGCAAGAAGGUGAAGAUACAAGUGUGGGAUACGGCAGGCCAAGAACGCUUCCGGACAAUAACUCAAAGUUAUUAUCGCAGUGCCCAUGGUGCUAUUCUUGCCUAUGAUAUAACCAAAAGAUCUACAUUUGAGUCUAUUCCUCAUUGGAUUUAUGAAAUUGAAAAAUAUGGUGCAGCAAACUUGGUCUUAAUGUUGAUUGGGAACAAAUCAGAUGAAUCAGAGAAACGGCAAGUCCUGUUUGAAGACGCUUGCACAUUGGCAGAGAAACACGGUCUUCUGGCUGUACUGGAGACCUCAGCCAAGGAGGCCCAAAAUAUUGAUGAGGUUUUUAUCUUGAUGGCUAAGGAACUGAUGGCUAGGAACACCUUACAACUUCAUGGGGAGAAUGGAUCUUCACACUACAUCCAUCUGGAUUCUAGGCCAGUGAUGGUUUCACAGACUGAGACAUCCAGCUGCUCAUGUUGAUCAAAAGCUACAUAGCCCAACACUCUCUUCCAUUAUAAGAAUUUCCACGUGUAACUCCACUGUAUCAUCCUGACGCCAUGCCAUCGUUGCUGAACGUUGUUCUUUGGAAAUAGGCGGCUUCUUGUUUCCACUAAUCAGCAACAAACACUGGAUGAAGGACUUUUUCUGGCAGAUAUGAGUUGAUACAGAGAAGAUUGUGAAUAUUUCUGAUAAGCCACUUUCUAUCAGUCCUUGGCUGCCUUUCCCUGGUGGCUAUGAUAAAAUAAGGUUGGGUUUCUUGUACUUAUAUAAAAUUGAGCAAUUGAGUCAAAUUAUUGUGAGUAAAUACUCAAUCUUUUUUUUUUAAGAAAUAGAAAUCUAAGCAAGUACAAAAAAAGUUCUGCAGGGUUUUCUGCCUAUCUAAGAAAUGCCUCUGUCUAGUCAGUUUCCUAUCUCGGAUUACUAUAAUAAUGUCUGUUUAAAUUGAAGUUUAACAAGGUAAUCUUAUUUAGUGUGUAUUUUGGCUUCCUUAACUGUUUGACUUUGUGCAGCCCACAGAUUACCAGGGAAUGAUUGUGAUGGUCAAGUGAUAUACCUAAAGGUGCAUGGAGAAUAUCCUGGAGUGAAAUUAAAUGUUGAUUUCAGUUAUGUCAUUUUUUUUCUAGCAUGUGUAACAACUACUUAAGAGAUGGUUUCACAAAACCAAGACUUAUACAGACCAGUAGUUGGUUUCAAUUUAGUUUGCUACGGGUUCGCUCGUGCGCAUGUGAUGCUUCUGCAUAUGUGCAGAAGCGUCCAGGUAGGUGAGCGGAACCUCCCACCGCCGCCACUACUGGUUUGCCCAAUUCAGGGCGAACCGGUAGCAACCCACCACUGAUACAGACCAUUCCAGAAAUAUACUGAAACUACAAGCACUAAAGUGCGUUUUUAAUCAGUUACCAUAAAUAUGAUAAACUAUAUACGGUACUGUAGCUUUUUUUUAAAUAAUAGCACUUAGCAGCUUUUAAUAUUUAUCAUAAUUUAUUGCUAGUAAGUUUUCAGUAAGUCAAAAGUCAAUAUAGCAACAUUUCAAGAUUACUGGAAGGCAUUUGUCAAUGUUCAGCAUCAUAAUAGCUUAGUGGUAAAUUUUUUACUACUUGAUUAUGGGCAGGCUGAUGUCACUGACCAUGGUAUUAAUAAUCAAAGAACUGAGUUCUCUUUUUUAGGUAUUUGUGAUUCCUUUGUCUUGGCCAAGCAAGGCAUUUUUAAAGAAAUAAUUCCAAGUUUAUUUCUUAAGGUAGAGAGAGUCUGUGAGUUUUCUGUUUUCAUUAAGUGCUUUUUGUGCUUGCCAACUUGAUAAAAAGACAUUGGGGGAAGAAAUGAAAUAAUCACUAAAUUGGCUCUCCAGAUACACUAGGCAUUCUGGGACUUGUAGUCCCAAUGCAUCUGGAAAGUAUGGGUUUGGGGAAGACCUGCCUCAGUACAGUGUUGGUUUAUCUUUAAUCUUUGUUUUAAAGUCAAAUUCCUCAGAUUUACAUUUUUAUAAUAUAAGAAAAUUUGGUAUAUAUUUAUUGAUGUUUUAUUUCCUAUUAUCCACGCCCAAGAGUUUGUUGCUGAAUUGCCUAAUUUUAAAGGGAAAGGUUGAUUCUCUAACUAGCACUGAAUAACUACUACUGAUAUAUAUUUAAAAGCCUUUCCUUUUUACAUAAUUUUAAGGUAAAAUGAAGAGUCUAAUAAAUAAGGGGAUUUUUCCAUUAUUGCUGAAAUAAUGUAUCAUUAUGGAAAUAAACUAGACAGAAUGAAAUUUAACAUUUGUUUUAAAAAAACCAACAUGGAUCAGAUACUCAAAUACAUGGUAUUUGUGUGGAUUUACUCAUUAUGCUAAGUGAUAGCUUUUAUUGCAUGAUUUGUUAAAAUAAGACAUAAUUGAGUGGGCUAUUAAAUGAGCUAAACAAAAAUAUAAUUGGC